AUGUGCGGCUGCGGGUGGCGGGACGGCCCUGUCUGUGCCUCUGUGUGUGUGUGUGGCUGCGGUGAAUGUGCGGCCCGGGAGCCGGGACACGUUUACCUGCCGCGCGGGGACAUGGCGGCGCCGGGAACCACCGCGAGAGCGCGGAGAGAGGAGAAAUAUGACAGACAACUGAGGCUGUGGGGUGACCAUGGACAGGAGGCACUGGAAGCAGCUCACGUUUGCUUGAUAAAUGCCACUGCGACUGGGACUGAAAUGCUGAAGAAUCUGGUGCUUCCUGGAAUCGGAUCUUUCACCAUUGUGGAUGGCAGCUCUGUUAGUGGAGCUGAUGUUGGGAAUAACUUCUUCUUGACUAAAAAUAGCAUUGGAAAGAAUCGAGCUCAGGCUGCCACAGAACUUCUGCAGGAGCUGAACAGCGAUGUGUGUGGGAACUUUGUGGAGGAGAGCGCGGAGCAGCUCCUGGAGAACGAUCACACUUUCUUCUCUCGGUUUCACUUGGUGAUUGCGAUCCAGCUCCAGGAAAGCACUCUGCUGCGCUUGGCUGGUGUGCUAUGGAAUAUGGAGGUGCCGCUUCUCGUCUGCAGGACGUACGGGCUGGUGGGGUACAUGAGACUGGCUGUGAAAGAGCACACAGUUGUGGAAUCUCACCCUGACAACGCACUGGAGGAUUUGAGGCUGGAUUUGCCUUUCACCCAACUCCGCGAUCAUGUGCAGGCAUACAGCCUGGGCACAAUGGAGAGAAAGGACCACAGACACACGCCUUGGCUCAUUGUGAUAGCAAAAUCCCUUGAAACGUGGCUGAAUGAGCAUAACGAUCAGCUACCGAAAAACUACAAGGAGAAGGAAUCUUUUAGAGAGCUCAUACGACGAGGAAUCCUGAAGAACAAGGAUGGUGUGCCGGAGGACGAGGAGAACUUCAUGGAAGCCAUCAAGAACGUCAACACUGCUCUGAACCCCACCAAGAUUCCAAGUGACAUACAGGAGCUGUUCAAGGAUGAGCGGUGCUGCCACAUCACUGCCCAGAGCUCUAUGUUUUGGAUAUUGACUCGAUCAGUGAAGCAGUUUGUGGAGAACGAAGGAAAGGGGACCCUCCCCGUACGCGGCACCAUUCCUGACAUGAUUGCUGACUCAGCUCGCUUCAUCAAGCUGCAGAACGUAUACCGUGAGAAAGCUAAACAAGAUGCUGGCACAGUGAUCAAAUAUGCUGCUGCACUGCUGGAAUCCAUAGGCAGGUCACCUGAGGCGGUCUCUGAGAAAGACGUUAGGCUUUUCUGUAAGAACGCAGCCUUUCUACGAGUUGUGCGGUGCCGUUCUUUGGCCGAGGAGUACAGUGUGGAGACAGUUAAUAAAGAUCAAAUAGUGUCCUGCAUGGAGAACCUCGACAGUGAAAUGGUGUUGUACAUAAUGCUUCGGGCUGUCGAUGCCUUCCAUAAGCAACAUGGGAGAUUCCCAGGUGUUUAUAAUUACCAAGUAGAAGAGGACAUUGGGAGGCUGAAACUGUGCGUCGUUGGCCUCCUGCAGGAGUGGGGGGUGUCUGUGUCUGUCAAAGAUGACUAUAUCCAUGAAUUCUGUCGUUACGGGGCUGCUGAACCACACACUGUAGCUGCUUUUUUGGGAGGAGCUGCUGCUCAGGAGGCCAUCAAAAUAAUCACAAGACAGUUUGUACCAUUCAAUAACACAUUUAUUUAUAACGCUAUGCUGCAGACAUCGAUGAGUGUGCGGCUUUAGAUUCCCUCACACUCUCUCUUUCUCUCCCCCACCCCUCCUGCUGCACACACACAAAGCUGUCAUGAUUUCCCUCAUCAAUUACAAGGCAAAGCUGUGUUGCUAAUAUUUGGUGCUAUGUUUUGUCUCUCCAAUUCCUGUAAUAUCAGACAGAAUAAAAUUAAAACCCAA
Callorhinchus milii (elephant shark) is the source of this 1893-nucleotide messenger RNA. RefSeq names its product nedd8 activating enzyme E1 subunit 1 (gene nae1). NCBI's taxonomy places the organism in Eukaryota, Metazoa, Chordata, Chondrichthyes, Chimaeriformes, Callorhinchidae. The record is from RefSeq and is a predicted model, not a curated record. The coding region runs from base 1 to 1725 and encodes 574 amino acids. The transcript is spliced from 20 exons. Gene Ontology annotation, biological process: ubiquitin-dependent protein catabolic process; protein ubiquitination; protein neddylation. Gene Ontology annotation, cellular component: nucleus; cytoplasm. Gene Ontology annotation, molecular function: NEDD8 activating enzyme activity; ubiquitin activating enzyme activity.